CUCGUGUGGGGAGCCCCGCGUAUCCAAUGCAGCGCCAAAAGCAAAACAGUCGCAACUUUGACUUGUUGACGGUUGGUUCUCCUCGCGAUUCUGGGGCUGCGUCGAUUUGCAGAGCGUUUGGCGCGAGUGCGAAACAUUUCAAACAUUGCCAUUGCCCCUUUGCGUGAGAGAGCUGCCCGAGAAAUGUUGGACGCACUGCACCAAGGUGGGCCGGGCCCCUAGAGAAAUUUAAAUAGAUAUCAAUAAAUAAUUAAAUGAUAAAUAACUAAAUGAUAGCGCGAGUAAUUUGGGCAUAAGCCAGAGCAAGCAAAAACGCGGAGUGGAGAAUGCCGAUGAAGAAGGUGACGGUGAAGGAGUACGACUCGCAGGAUGAGGCCAGCACCGAGCUGCUGGAGAAGCUCAAGCACCUGGACCGCCGUGUGGAUGCCGCCGAGGGCGGGGGCGUGGCCAAGGGAGCGGGCGGCGGCGGCGGCCGGCGGAGGAGCACCGCCUGCUGGCAGUCGGUGAAGUGGAAGUCGGCGCUCAAUCACAUCGGACUGCUCGUCUCCCUGUCCAUUUACUGCGGCGUGGGCGGAUUGAUAUUUCGGCACUUGGAACGUCCUGCGGAGGUGGAGCGCCUUUCGCAUCUGAAGGAUGUGGUGAAGAGCCACAGAGAGCGCUUCCUGCACACCAUACUGAACAACACCGAGGUGCACAAUCUCGACGAGCUGUUGUCCUUCGAGCUGGCCAAAUAUGAAGCGGCCGUUCAACUGGCGGCCGAGGGAGGGCUACUCAUCGUGGCCGACAAAGACUUUCCAGAGCCCUACGAGCGAUGGAGCAUCCUGCAAGCUGUGUUCUUCUCAUCGACUGUGUUAACCACCAUAGGCUAUGGCAAUAUUGUGCCAGUGACGACCGGUGGUCGGGUAUUUUGCAUUUGUUUCGCUCUCAUCGGCAUCCCCUUCACCCUCACCGUGAUCGCCGAUUGGGGUCGACUGUUUGCUACCGCAGUCUCUGUGUUUGGCAAACACAUGCCCACCAAACCAAAGUUUACCAAUUUUAUUGGCAAAACCUGGUUCUAUGCCAUUCUGGCCGUCGGAUUUCUGGGCGUUUACCUGGCCGCCGGAGCUGGUCUUCUCCUGCUGUGGGAAGAUGAUUGGACCUUCUUCGAUGGUUUCUACUUUUGUUUCAUCACCAUGACAACCAUCGGAUUCGGUGACUUGGUGCCAAAGAAACCCAACUACAUGCUGCUGUGCACAUUGUACAUCCUCAUUGGCCUCGCCUUGACAUCGACCAUCAUUGAGCUGGUGCGGCGCCAAUAUGCCACCAGUUGGGCCAAGCUGCAGGAGCUAUCUGGUCCCAUGGCGGAGACUCUACGUCGCCUGGGCGAAACAGCGGGCACAGGACUCGAUUACACAGCCCUGCAGAAGGUCCUUACGGUGUCCAUGCCCAAGUGGAAUAGCAAGAAGAAUGACCACAGUCCAGACAUUGCCGCCCUGGAAGCCAUCACGAAUGCCAUUUUGAAGGAGGUGAAGGAGGCGCAGAACAACAAGCCGAAGGUCCUGCAGAUCGUCAUCUACGAGUCAUCCGUUUGAAGUGGGAAUUUGGAGCUUGAAUCACAAAAAUCUAGGCAAACAUCGAGAGCUUCCAUCGAUGAAAAGUGCUGCAUAGUUUUGGGCGAGCAAAAGAGCAAAAAAGCAAAAAAGCGAAAAAGCCACAAAUAUCAAGUGAAAUAUCAAAUGUAG
Drosophila teissieri is the source of this 1721-nucleotide messenger RNA. RefSeq names its product TWiK family of potassium channels protein 7. Gene Ontology annotation, cellular component: membrane. The transcript has 8 exons. Gene Ontology annotation, biological process: potassium ion transmembrane transport; stabilization of membrane potential. Bases 327 to 1571 code for a protein of 414 amino acids. The record is from RefSeq and is a predicted model, not a curated record. Lineage: Eukaryota; Metazoa; Arthropoda; Insecta; Diptera; Drosophilidae. Gene Ontology annotation, molecular function: potassium ion leak channel activity.